This is a messenger RNA of Salvia hispanica, 1892 nucleotides long. The record is from RefSeq and is a predicted model, not a curated record. Lineage: Eukaryota; Viridiplantae; Streptophyta; Magnoliopsida; Lamiales; Lamiaceae.
AAUCUGCUCUUCCUUCUUCUUCUUCGACAAUUUGUCUUCUUCCAGCCCUCCAGGUAUUUGAUGUAAUUAAACAACGAGACCGUGUCGAUUGAGCUAAAUAAAUGGCACCCUUGUGCACGGCACUCUAAUCGGUGACGAUAUCAGUAUGAAUACUCUCUUAAAGAUUACCCCUAAAAUGCUAUCAAAAUCAAGACAAUUACCCAUGUUUCGAGCCCACAAUCCGAGUAUUCCUUCUCUCUACCACAUCCUCCAAUUCAAUGCUUCAAUGUCAAACCUAAAAGUGGUAUGGCGAAAGGAUCCGAAGCUCGAUCAAGCAAUCGAGAAUGACAAAAAAUGGCGACUCUGCUACCGGGUCGUCCGCGAAGUCCUAAACGAACCUGGUCAGGUAAUCCCGCUCCGGUACUUAGCUAAACGCCGCGAGCGGCUUCGUUUGCCCAUUAAACUUGAAGAAUUUCUUUCCCAAAAUCCGGGCUUGUUUGAUAUAUAUAAGGACAGGAUUAGGCCCAAAUCUGACCUGGUUCCGUUUGUCCGUCCCAGCGAUAGACUGAAUCGGUUUUUGGAAGAGGAGAAAUCAAUUUACAGCGAUAAUGAGCCGCUUAUAGUAGCGAAAUUGUGUAAAUUGCUCAUGAUGGCGAAGAAUAGAGUAGUUAGUGUUGAUAAAUUGGUUGAGGUGAAGAGGGAAUUUGGUUUCCCCAAUGAUUUUCUAGUGAGAAUAGUGUCUGCGCAUCCAGAGUAUUUUAGGUUGCAUGGAUUACCGGGACAGGGAAAGUCAUACCUUGAAUUGGUUUCUAGUAAUGAGGAGUUUGGUAAGUCUGUUAUUGAGAGGCGAGCAGAGGAGGAGUCGAGGUUGAUGGGGAUCAAUGUGAGGCCUGCAUUCGAGUGGAAGCUUCCACCGGGGUUCUUUUUCAAGAAGGAGAUGAGGGAGUGGGUUAGGGACUGGCUGGAGCUGCCUUACAUUUCUCCAUAUGAGGAUGUGUCUCAUUUGGAUCCUGCUUCACCAGAAAUGGAGAAGAGGAUGGUGGGGGUUUUCCAUGAGCUGCUCUCUUUGUCAAUUUAUAAGAGAGUGCCAGUGCCCAUCCUAGGCAAGUUUUGUGAGGAUUUUAGGUAUUCUAAUGGUUUCACGAGUGUGUUUACAAGACAUUCGGGGAUUUUCUAUAUGUCUUUGAAGGGUGGGAUUCAGACAGCAAUGUUGAGGGAAGCGUAUAAGGGUGAGGAGCUGGUUGAUCUCGAUCCUCUGUGUGUGAUAAAGAACAAGUUUGUUGAAAUGCUGGAAGUGGGGUGGCGGGAGCGGGCUGAGAAAUUGAGAAUGCGCAGAGAAAGUGUUGGGAAGGAUAUGGAAAUCUUGUCCGCUAGGAAUAAAGAACUCAAAUGUGAUGAGCAGAAUACAGAAUAAUGAAGUCCGGAGAAAUUAGCGAGUAGGAAAAUCUACCACCAGAGGGACGUGUUCACUUGCGUCCAGAAUUGAUCUUUAUUUGUGGCAUGUCGAUUGCAACCGGAGUUUUACAACCUCGUCUAACAGUUGCACGGUCAAAAGGCCCCACCCAUGAAGACAACCAUGAUAAAGAAGAAGCAGUCACCGUUGUCAGAGCUCCCCAAGAUAACACUAUGCAACUUCCUGAAAAUGGCAAGAGAAGGGUUAUGUUGAUCCUUUGUAUAUCUGUGUCACUGUACGAUAGAUUUGGAAAUGUUCCAUGUAGCUGCUAGAUAGGUUUGUUCUGUAGAAAUGGCUCAUUUCUUCACACAGACGAUGGGUUCGAGCAUUCAGGACCAGUCACAGAUAAUUUAUUAGUGUACUGAACUUGAUUUCAUCAGCAAUAUUGUAUAGUAGCAUUAGUUAGUUUGUUGUUUAUAUUUGAUUUCGUUGCUUGAAAUAUUAUUUUGUUAAACACUAA